Messenger RNA from Erinaceus europaeus (western European hedgehog), 2776 nucleotides. It is a transcript of the gene PFKP, whose product is annotated as phosphofructokinase, platelet. The record is from RefSeq and is a predicted model, not a curated record. Lineage: Eukaryota; Metazoa; Chordata; Mammalia; Eulipotyphla; Erinaceidae. Gene Ontology annotation, molecular function: identical protein binding; 6-phosphofructokinase activity; fructose-6-phosphate binding. Gene Ontology annotation, cellular component: cytoplasm; 6-phosphofructokinase complex; membrane. The transcript has 23 exons. Gene Ontology annotation, biological process: fructose 6-phosphate metabolic process; canonical glycolysis; fructose 1,6-bisphosphate metabolic process. Bases 50 to 2578 code for a protein of 842 amino acids.
GGCGGCUGCAGAACUGCGGCCGCGGCGGCGGUGGCGGCGCCUGUUCGCCAUGGACUCGGAGAAACAGGACUCGGAGCGCAAGGGCUCCUUCCGCACCUUCCUGGAGCACCUGUCCGGGGCCGGCAAGGCCAUCGGCGUGCUGACCAGCGGCGGGGAUGCCCAGGGCAUGAACGCGGCCGUCCGGGCGGUGGUACGCAUGGGGAUCUACGUGGGGGCCAAGGUGUACUUCAUCUAUGAGGGCUACCAGGGCAUGGUGGACGGCGGCAGGAACAUCGUGGAGGCCGACUGGGAGAGCGUGUCGAGCAUCCUGCAGAUGGGUGGCACUGUCAUCGGCAGCGCCCGCUGCAAGGACUUCCGCUCGCGGGAGGGCCGCCUGCGCGCCGCCCUCAACCUCACCCGCCUGGGCAUCACCAACCUGUGCGUCAUUGGCGGCGAUGGCAGCCUCACCGGGGCCAACCUAUUCCGCAAGGAGUGGAGCGGGCUGCUGGAGGAGCUGGCCCGGGAUGGCAAGCUCCAGGAGGAGGAGGUGCAACGCUCUGGCUACCUGAACGUGGUGGGCAUGGUGGGCUCCAUCGACAACGACUUCUGUGGCACUGACAUGACUAUCGGCACUGACUCGGCGCUGCACCGCAUCAUCGAGGUGGUGGACGCCAUCAUGACCACCGCCCAGAGCCACCAGAGGACCUUCGUCCUUGAGGUCAUGGGCAGACACUGCGGGUACCUGGCUCUGGUGAGCGCGCUGGCCUGUGGGGCCGACUGGGUGUUCCUGCCGGAGUCGCCCCCCGAGGAGGGCUGGCAAGAGAACAUGUGCGUCAAGCUCUCAGAGAACCGCGCCCGAAAGAAAAGGCUGAACAUCAUCAUUGUGGCAGAAGGAGCCAUCGACUCCCAGAACAGGCCCAUCACCUCCGAGCAGAUCAAGGAACUCGUGGUGACACAGCUGGGCUAUGACACUCGGGUGACCAUCCUGGGACACGUGCAGAGAGGCGGGACGCCUUCUGCCUUCGACAGAAUCCUGGCCAGCCGCAUGGGGGUGGAGGCCGUGGUGGCCCUCCUGCAGGCCACCCCCGAGACCCCAGCCUGUGUGGUGUCCCUGAAUGGGAACCAGGCCGUGCGUCUGCCCCUGGUGGAGUGUGUGCAGAUGACUCAGGACGUGCAGAAGGCUAUGGACGAGCAGAGGUUCUCGGAUGCCGUGCGGCUGCGGGGAAGGAGCUUUGAGAACAACCUGAGGAUCUACAAGCGACUCGCCAUCAAGCUCCCUGACUCGCAGAUCACCAAGACCAACUGCAAUGUGGGCGUCAUCAACGUGGGUGCACCCGCCGCGGGCAUGAACGCCGCGGUCCGUGCCGCCGUGCGUGUGGGCAUCGCCGACGGACACCGUGUCUUUGCCAUCUACGACGGCUUCGAGGGCCUGGCCAAGGGGCAGAUAAAAGAGAUUGGAUGGGGGGACGUCGGCGGCUGGACCGGCCAAGGGGGCUCCAUCCUGGGCACCAAACGGAUUCUGCCCUCCAAAAUCAUGCAGGAUAUCGCGGCCCAGAUGCGCACGUACAGCCUCAACGCACUGCUCAUUAUCGGGGGCUUUGAGGCCUACCUGGGACUGCUGGAGCUCUCGGCUGCCCGGGAGCGUCACCCCGAGUUCUGUGUCCCCAUGGUCAUGGUCCCGGCCACCGUCUCCAACAACGUGCCCGGCUCCGACUUCAGCAUCGGGGCGGACACGGCCCUGAACACCAUCACCGAUGCCUACCAGGCCGCCAUCCAGAUUGGCGAGGGGCGUGGCCGCCACCCCGAGCUGUGCGUGCCCGUGUGCGUGGUGCCCGCCACCCUGAGCAACAACGUCCCGGGCUCCGAACUGAGCCUGGGCAGUGACACCAGCCUCAACGUGGUCUCUGAGACCUGCGACCGCAUCAAGCAGUCGGCCAGCGGGACCAAACGUCGCGUGUUCAUCAUCGAGACCAUGGGCGGCUACUGCGGCUAUCUGGCCAACAUGGGCGGGCUGGCGGCCGGGGCGGACGCCGCCUACAUCUUCGAGGAGCCUUUCGACAUCCGGGACCUGCAGACCAACGUAGCUCACCUGACAGAGAAGAUGAAGACCACCAUCCAGCGGGGGCUGGUGCUCAGGAAUGAGAGCUGCAGUGAGAACUACACCACUGACUUCAUUUACCAGCUCUACUCUGAGGAGGGCAAAGGCGUGUUUGACUGCAGGAAGAAUGUCUUGGGCCACAUGCAGCAGGGAGGGGCGCCUUCUCCUUUUGACAGAAACUUCGGAACCAAAAUGUCAGCCAGAGCCAUGCAGUGGAUCACGGAGAAGCUGAAGGGCUCCCAGGGCAAAGGAAACAAAUUUAUAACAGAUGAUUCCAUCUGUGUGCUGGGAAUCAGCAAAAGGAACAUCGUCUUCCAACCUGUGGCAGAGCUGAAGAGAGAGACGGACUUUGAGCACAGGAUCCCCAAAGAGCAGUGGUGGCUGAAGCUGCGCCCCCUCAUGAAGAUCCUGGCCAAGUACAAGGCCAGCUACGAGGUGUCGGAGCCCGGGCAGAUGGAACACCUGCUCCAGCGCAGCAACGUGGAGACGGCUGCCAUCUGAGGCUGCACCAAUCUAUCUCCCUCCCUACCCUGCCCAGUUGUUUUUUGUAACAUUUUAAGUUAUUUCUCAGCACUUUAUGUGAGUAUUGUUGAAUUCAUGUCUAAUCACAGCCCUGCCUCCUUGAGCCCCGGUCCUCAGACUCCCCUCCGGCUCUGAACGUGCUGCUCAGUGGAAUUAAAACUUUGGCUGAAACUUCGA